UUACCACAGCUUUUAAAAGUGUUUUUUUUAAUAAGGAUGGGCUGAUUUACCUCUCUUUGCAAGAUCGAGCUCGCAAAUUCUAAACUCAAUGAAUUUAAACUUUUAAUUAUUUCUAUUGACUCUGUUUCUUCUGUCGUUCUUAAAUUGCUGUCUAUUCGCUGCAACGCUCAUUUUCCAAUCGACCACAACUCUCAGACAUCUCAUAUCGCUUGCUGAAUAUUGCAGAAAUCCUCCACCUCGUCCGCGUGAACGUCCUCGCUGUUGAAUACCGUGGUUACGGAAAAUCGACCGGCACGCCUAGCGAGUCCGGACUGCAGCUAGACGCCCAAUCCGCCCUUCAGUGGCUCCUCCUUUACCCUCAUAUCAAUCAUUCUAAAAUCCUGCUAUUCGGGCGAUCCCUGGGCGGCGCCGUAGCAAUCUACCUUGCUUCACUCUUCUCCAAUUCCGUCCGCCUGCUUAUCGUCGAAAACACCUUCACUUCUAUCUCUGCAGUAGUACACCAACAGGUCCCUUUUCUGAAAUACGUCAAGUUCAUUUGCUUCAACCAGUGGAACUCUGAAGCACUCGUCAAAUCUAUCGAUCCAGACCUUCCCUGUCUAUUCCUGUCCGGGAAACGAGACAAACUCAUCUCAACCACCAUGAUGCGAGCCCUCUAUAAUAGCUACCGAUCAACACGUAAAUCUUGGAUAGAAUUCGAAAACGGAGAACACAUGAACACCUGGGAAAUGCCAGGAUAUUACGAACAGCUCUCUUCCUGGAUCGAAGCCAAUUGCCAAUAAAAAACAAAACCGCUUUUCUAACCUCUCACCCCUAUUCCUUACCCUUCUAUAUUUCGCACGCAUAAACCCAACAACCUUACUUCUGCACGUUUCGUGACUCUAGUCACGGUCCAUGUACACGUGUUACGUACAUCUGUCACAUCACAUGCGCUUCUCUUGCAAGUCGCGCAUACCUCUCUAAAUUCAUAACCUCCCCGUAAUGACUACAAAACACUUCAGCCGCCUCGAAGCGCCCAACUUCAGUCAACGCGCUCGACCGGUCGUCACUCGAACGGCCAAACGCCCACCUACCGUCAAAAAAACACUCUUUUUCUGACGCGUCUCGCUGUACGUUUUUUCCACAGCGUCACUCUGACCUCCUCCAAAUGCUCUGUCUGUCAACCUCAAUGCCUAUCGAACGCUCUCGAAUGUCCUAGACUCAUCAACAAAAAAACCGGGGAAUCGUCUCCCUUGACUCACCUUCCUUGGUCUGCACUUUUUUCGAUACUUCGCUAAAAACCACACGUCAGACGCACUCCAAAAACGCCUUCCAAAACGAAUUAGCGCGCAAUGCAUGCACCAGCCUAGACAGACGCGCUUCCGAGGUUCAGAUAUUCCCAUCAUUAAAUACGACCACAUCUAUGCCGCAUACAUACAUUCAUUUCGUCUCCCUAGCUCUUCGUUGCUGUCGACCACGUCUCUUUCCCCCUCCGAAAAAUGUCCCUAAGCCCUGCAAAACAUGUACGCCUCGUUCCCCCAGUGCAUCUUUUACUCGAGAAAUAACCGUAGUCGCCUGAUUCCUUGUGUCGCGCGCGUCUCCGAUCGGCAUCAGUCAGCUCCUUAAUUCGCAAGUCUCCAGCACCUAACAAUACUCACAAAUAACACCUACGCCUUCAAACCAUUCGACCACUAACCACCGCGCGCCACAACCCGCUCUAGGCAUGACAUACAGACACAAAACCAACACCCCGAGAGACCAACGUCACUCGACGCCGCGACUUGCACCAAAUCUGAACCUGCAAUACACACGCAGUAGGCUUGUACACAGCCGAGGGCGCCGCCGUCUCAAUCAAGCACCCAAAACUGCCGCAAACGAAGCAUUUCUUGAUAGAAUGACCAAAUCACGCAUUCUUGACCACCCCUCGAUGCGCACCUUAUAGCUCGCCAUAGAUACUACAGGCAUCGAUCCAAUGAGCGAAUCUGUACCCUCGAGAGGUCUCCAUACGCUAUCCGUCGUACUCAAGCAAAUUGCGAUUCGACGCCAGCCACCACGGGCAUGUUCCAUACGCCGCAAAUACCCUCUGCAGGAAAGAAGCACAUAGCGCAAAACGAUGCAGAAAAUCCUGCACGCCCCCACCGCCCCGACGCUGGCUCCGACACUCUCACCGCACCUUGUCGCAGACAUCAAUCACUCGAAGACCCCCCAAACGCCGCCGUCGAGGCAUUCCUCUACCUCCGCGCUCGCACCCGACGCGUCCAAAACCCAUUUAGUAAUUGACACAUCCCCCUCUGUACCGACCGCACGCGUUCGCGAACCUCGGCAUAGACAUCACGGAUACGCGCAGAAAAACGCUCCAAGAGCUGUCAAGCCAAUUUUACCGUUAUGACGCAAAACACGGCCAAUCUGCUGUACCAAAAAUAGAAUAUGUCAAAAACGACCGCCGCAAUCAACUUGUGCGCUUCAAUUGACAACACCCCCUUGGAUAGACGUUUCUGAUCGUUGUUUUGUACUUUUUCUUGAUUUCUGAUUGAAUCAGACUCACGGACGCGCGCAGGGCACGCGUUCUCGACGUAUUACCUUGUGGGUCCCUGACUGUUUCUCGCCGUGUGCUUUGAAAACCUCUCUUCUCGGAACCAGCAGGACGACAUCUUCUGUCCUACUUCGAGGGGCUCUCCGCAUUCUCGCCUCGACGCGCGCCGCUCGAAGGGUCGACGAACUUUGUUUCAGUCCCUGUUCUUUUAACGGAAUUUUCUUUUCAUCUCUCCGGCGGCCCGAGCGGCAAGGAAUAGGACCACCGUCGAGAUGAACGCUCAGAUCGGCUACAUUCUGAAAAAGGGGGAGUCAAUCCUUGAGAGCUGCGACCAAGUUAUUUUCAGAAAGAAACAAGGAGCCCUUCUGAUCUCUGACACGAGGCUUUUGUGGUUCAAAUUAGAUAGUUCCGCCUCUAUAGAUAUGUCGACCUUGCUGUCAUUGCCGAUGUCUAAGGUCAAAAGCGUGCAAAGCAGUCUACCGAACCAGAAGUUUACUCUUUUGAGGAUAGAGGUGCUGGGCGAGCCGGCCGCGAUAUCUCCUCCGCCGAAGAACACGUCUAUCGCCUCGGAGCCGUCCAACGAGUCCGUGAUCAUUUUUCGUUUUGUCGGUGCAUCAUGCGAGAAGGACCGCGAUGCAGUUAAGUCGUUGAUUGCCCGGUUGAUUUCUGACAGGUGGAAAAUUCGGGGGCCUUCUUUGGACGCGUCACCGCCUGCCACUUCAGAGUCUCCUGAAAAACCGGACCUGGAAGAUCAAGCCGGUUUGCCCUCCGGGAGGAGGGAAAGGUCAAUUUUGUCGUUAGAAAUCGAUCCUCGCUACAAGCACAUUUUAAAGCAACACGAUUACAUUUAUAUGUUGUAUGCUGAGUUCGUGGGACUUGGCAUAGUGUCUAGUGAAGAGUUCUGGCAGAUGAACGAGGACUGGGUGAAAUGGGAACAAGAGUGCUUAGAAGGCAAAGGCGUUGAGCCAGUUGAGAGGGAUCAGCCUCCAUCCCUGAGCGAUCAAGUUGUGGUGGCGGAAGAGGUUGCAUUACCAAAUUCGUUUGUUGAUAGGUUGAGAUCUUCUCUCCAAAAGGGUCGCCUUCGUCUGACAUUGACGCCUCUUCUGAUUCGGGAGAUCUUUUUCGAGUUUCCGUCGGUUGAAAAGGCAUAUCAGUCUAAAGUUCCGCUCGAAAUGUCGCACAUUGACUUUUGGAACCGUUUUUUUAGGUCUCAGGUCUCAAAGCUUCAGUGCAUGGAGCGAUUAGCGCCGCACCGUGGGGCUUCGAGACACCAGGAUGUGAAUGGCUCGCCGGGGGAGGGCAAGAGGGAAUAUGUGGUGGACGACGCGACGUUUUCGCUCUUUCCUGCGUCGAGCUCAGAAAGAGCAUCUGGAACUGCUCCGAGAGGGGUUCGGACGUGGAUCGACCCGAAACAGGUCGACGCGGAAUUUGCGAUGCUGACGAACUACGAGGGCACCCAGUCGUAUGUAGAGAAGAGGCUAACGAUGAAAAAUAAAGCAGCUGAGGCGAAUCGAAGCAACGGAGCGGGUCUUGAAGCGGCGAAGCGGUAUGAGCCUUCGGAUUUGGAGAGGCUUCAGACGGAGUUGGGCUUGAACCAAUCGGCUCAUCCAAAAAUUGAUAAGAGCGAGGAUGUAUUAAAUAAUCAAGUAGAGUUGGAUGAAGAAGAAGGGCCUAAUCCCGAGUUAGAGAUGACCAAAAAACGAUCUGUUUACCUUCAGCUGAUUCGAAAGUUCAAUCGGUACGGAGACUUGGUCGUCGCGAACAUCCAGGCAACCGAAGGAGGUGCAGAAAACGGAGAACCUGAUCGCUCGAAGCCGGAUGUCUCGGUUCGCACGACCGGAGAAGAGCACUCCAAGAAGUUCAGCUAUUUAGAUAAAUCUGUCGACAAAUGGAGGCAAAGCAAGUCGGUCCUCUGGGUCGAUUCCUGCACCGAAAUGGACACACCUACUCUUGGCGAGUCAGAAGUUGAUUGGAUCUCUGCUGAGAGCCGGUUGGUGGAGGACUGGAGGAAUUGGAACAUCCCUCAUGUCCUUGCUUCGAAUGCCCCUUCAUUGCCUCCGUCUGUACCCCCUGCACAUCCAGAAAUGCAGGAAGAUCCUUUCCGAAGUCGAGAUUUUAUAUUUCGCAUGGAAAGGUCGUCCAUUUGGAGGCGGUGUUUUUGGUCUCUUCUCUCUCUGUGGCUGUCUCGCCAGUCUCCUGACUUGGAAGAGAAAUUGAAGAAAAUCAGAGUCCAGCUGAGCCUGUGUCACCAGUCAGGACUACGCGUUCGGUCCGGUCUACCAGAGGCUUCGGCUCGAGAAUGGGAGAGGAUAUAUUUGCUGCCCAUAGAACGCGCCAUUUCAGUUUAUGAAAAAGUUUUUCAAUGAAAUUUUUUUUCUCGUCUGAGUUUACAUUCCGGAUUCUCCUCAGCGGACCUCUA
Schistocerca gregaria is the source of this 4928-nucleotide messenger RNA. RefSeq lists its product as uncharacterized. The transcript has 2 exons. NCBI's taxonomy places the organism in Eukaryota, Metazoa, Arthropoda, Insecta, Orthoptera, Acrididae. The record is from RefSeq and is a predicted model, not a curated record. Gene Ontology annotation, cellular component: transcription factor TFIIH holo complex; transcription factor TFIIH core complex. Gene Ontology annotation, biological process: transcription by RNA polymerase II; transcription by RNA polymerase I; nucleotide-excision repair. Bases 2782 to 4875 code for a protein of 697 amino acids.